Messenger RNA from Syzygium oleosum, 2103 nucleotides. RefSeq names its product WD repeat-containing protein WDS homolog. Gene Ontology annotation, molecular function: protein binding. Lineage: Eukaryota; Viridiplantae; Streptophyta; Magnoliopsida; Myrtales; Myrtaceae. The transcript is spliced from 4 exons. Bases 247 to 1812 code for a protein of 521 amino acids. The record is from RefSeq and is a predicted model, not a curated record.
UCUUAGUCUUUGUUGGAGAAAUUGUCUUUGCAAAAUAGGAUAGCAAGUGUUGGGCUUUGUGAGAUUUGGGCUGUUGGACUGAUUCGCGGGUUUCGACUGAUUGGCUCUAUAUGGAAAGAGGUGGUGCUAGUGAAAGCUCUUUUGGAAUGUCUUCAAAAUGAUGGCCACCGAAAAAUCCAACUUCGACUGUGCAAGGUACGAGAACCGGCUACAGUGAUAUAAAAGUCUCGGGAGAUUUAAUAUGAUAUGGAGGAUAAUCUAACGGUGUUGGGUGCGGAAGGGAUUAUAAGGAAGGUUGAGUUUGUGAGGAUCAUGAUUCAAUGCCUAUAUUCCUUGGGCUACUCAAAGUCUGCUUAUUGUUUGGAAAUCGAAUCCGGGAUAAGGUGCAGAUCUGCGGAAUUCGAAUUGCUUGAAUCGCAAACUCUCAAUGGUAGUUGGGAUGAUUGUAUAAGUACGCUUAACUCGCUUGAGGAUUUGACCGAUGGCACGAGGGCGUCGGCUUUGUUUUUGGUGUAUAAACAGUACGUCAUGGAGUUUCUGAAACAGGGGAAUGAUUCUUUGGCUCUCGGCAUAUUGCGGAAAGAGAUUUCGACUUCAGGGCUUGAUAGAGGAAAAGUUCAGAAACUCGCGAGCAGUAUCCUUUCUUUAAAGGAAAUCAAGUUGUGUAGUAUGAAUGACAGAGCUCACGAGCCUCGGAAGAAUUUAUUGAUGGAGCUGGAAAAUUUGCUCCCACCGCCAUAUAUAUUGCCAGAAAGACGGUUGGAGAACCUGGUUGAAGCUGCUGUUACAUCCCAAAUUGACCGUUGCAUGUGCCACAAUUCAGUAGAUGCAGUUUCCCUCUAUGAGGACCACUGCUGCAAUGGGGAUCAGUUGCCAACCGUGACCAUUCAGAUUUUGACUGACCACAAAAAUGAAGUAUGGUUUGUACAAUUUUCUCAUGAUGGAGAAUACUUGGCCUCUUCAUCGAGUGACUGCAUGGCUAUCAUAUGGAAGGUGCUUGAAGAUGGUAAAGUAGCGCUGAAGCACAUCUUACAAAGCCACAAAAACCCUGUAUCUUUUGUAGCAUGGAGUCCCGAUGACACGAAGUUGCUCACUUGUGGGAAUGCAGAAGUUGUCAAGCUAUGGGACGUGGAAACAGGUACAUGCAAGCGUACAUUUGGAGAUCAUGACUUCAUUGUGAGCUCAUGUGCUUGGUUUCCCGACUCAAAACGACUUGUCUGUGGCAGUUCCCACUCGGAAAAGGGCAUUUGCAUGUGGGACUGCGAUGGGACUGAGAUAAAAGCAUGGAGAGGGACGAGGAUGCCCAAGAUUUUAGACCUUGCCGUCACACCAGACGGAGUAAAUCUUAUUAGUGUUUUCUCAGACAAAGAUAUCCGGAUAUUGAACCUAGUGACGAAUGCGGAGCGAGUCAUAUCGGAGGAGCAUCCUAUUACAUCACUUUCUAUAUCAGGGGAUAGCGAGUUCUUUAUCGUCAACCUAAACAGCCAGGAGAUUCACAUGUGGGAUGUUGCUGGGAAAUUCGAGAAAGCAGCGAGGUAUUUAGGCCACAAGCAGGACAAGUACGUGAUACGCUCCUGUUUCGGUGGGUUGAACAGCAGAUUUAUUGCCAGCGGCAGUGAGGAUGCACAGGUCUACAUAUGGAACCAACGGAGUCCUCAGCCGAUAGAGAUUCUGUCUGGCCACAAAAAGACCGUGAAUAGCGUGAGCUGGAAUCCUAGGAGGCCUCAAAUGCUGGCGUCGGCUAGCGAUGAUCAGACGAUUCGUGUAUGGGCUCCAUCUGGAUCCAAGAAGACACCGCGCUCGACAGCUUGAUAAAGUGAGAAGACAGUAAAUUUUGAACCCACUUGUACAUAGCUGUUGUUCCUUCGAUUUUAUUCAUCUGUAAAAUUUCCACAGCAUCUUCCACGCAUCUCUCUGAAAAAAAUUUUGGCGAACGUUUAUUUGUGCAGUGUUCUUGUAUCAUUCCUUCAUUUGUUCUCUGAUGAGAUGGUUGGAGCCGAAUAAAUGCAAUCUUCCAUGUUCCAUUGCAACAUUGUAAACGCUAUCUGUUGCUUGUCGGGACAGCUGCUCUUGUAGCUUUAGAAUGUGAUAUCUCCCUAACAA